UGAGUCAGCCGAGAGCAGACAGCCGAGUGCCGGGGAGGGACUGCGUUGUGGAGAGGAUAAACUCUCUCAGUGAAAAGCGAACAUUUUCGCCGUCUCCUUCAUGUCCAACUGAAUUAACGUCCGUGGAGUGAAGUUGCAAAAAAAAAAAAAAAUGGAGCGGCAACGUUUCUACCUACUUUUUGCAGGAGCGCUCCCUUUUCUUGUAGUCGUGCUGGAGCCGUCGGCUGGUAUGUUCCAUUCACCCAUCCGCAUGCAUCAGCUGUGUAAGUUCUGUGACCUGGAGCGAUCCGACUGCAAUGGUACCGGCACCUGUACCUCCAACUGCACUAUCACGUCUACCUGUUUGAAGGACCAGGAGGUCUGUGUGGCUAUCUGGAGGAGGAAUGAGACCCACUUCUCAGUGGAGACCCUGUGCUAUGACCCCUCCAAGCCACUCUAUGGCAUUCUUUUGGAUGACUACAACAGCUCCACCUGUGUAAUGAGGGAGAAAAACAUAACAGGGGGACCAGCUUACCUCUGUUCCUGUAUGGAUGAGGAGUGUAACGACAACCUGUACUUCUCCCCCUCCGUGGAUCCAACCCAGGAGGUUCCUGUCUUCUCAGUGAUCCUGGUGAUCCUGCUACCUGUCCUGGGGCUGCUGCUGCUGGUUGUCGCCAUGUUCUGCUGGCACCGCUUCCACCGGCGUCGUGAGCUCAACCAAGACUGGGAGAGCAACAGUAGGAAGCGCAAGGGCAAGACAGGAGGGCUGGAUUGUAGCGACGCUUGUGCCAUCAUGAUGGAUGACGACGGGUCUGACAGUAGCUCAACACACGCCAACAACCUGAAUCAUAACACUGAGCCACUCCCCAUAGAGCUGGAUCUACAGGUGGGUAAGGGUCGCUUCGCCCAGGUGUACAAGGCUAAGCUAAAGCAGAGCACGUCAGAUCAGUUUGAAACGGUGGCUGUGAAGAUCUUCCCCUAUGAGGAAUAUGCAUCCUGGAAGAAUGAGAAGGACAUCUUCUCCGACACAGACCUCAGACAUGAGAAUAUCCUUCACUUCCUGACAGCGGAGGACCGGAAACUGGAGAAGCAAUAUUGGCUCAUUACUGCCUUCCACCCAAGAGGGAAUCUACAGGAAUAUCUGACACGUCACGUAAUCAGCUGGGAGGAUCUAUGUGUGCUGGGCGGCUCUCUGGCCAUGGGAGUGGCCCAUCUCCACAGUGACCACCUCCCCUGUGGACGCCCCAAGGUACCCAUAGUCCACCGUGACCUGAAGAGCUCCAACAUCCUGGUGAAGAACGACCUGACCUGCUGCCUGUGUGACUUUGGCCUGGCCCUCCGACUGGACAACUCCCUGUCUGUUGAUGAUUUAGCCAACAGCGGACAGGUUGGCACGGCACGCUACAUGGCUCCAGAGGUGCUGGAGUCCAGACUGAACCUGGAGAACAUUGAGUCCUUCAAACAGACCGAUGUUUACUCCAUGGCUCUGGUACUGUGGGAACUGACAUCUAGGUGUGAAGCCAUCGGAGAGGUUAAGGAAUACGAGCCUCCAUUUGGCUCCAAGGUGCGAGAGCACCCCUGUGUGGAGAGCAUGAAGGACAAUGUUCUGAGAGACCGAGGGAGACCCGAGAUCCCCAACACCUGGCUGGGCCAUCAGGGUGUGGCAGCAAUUUGUGCUACCAUUGAGGACUGCUGGGACCACGACCCUGAGGCCCGUCUCACUGCCCACUGCGUCGCCGAACGCUUUGCCGAAGUGGAAGAUGAGAUAGAGAAACUGUCCAGCCGCAGCUCUUCGGCCGAGAAGAUACCAGAUGAGCUGAAAAUACCAUCCGAAGAGGAAAUCAUAGCUGAGGAGGUGAAAAUAACAGAGAUUCAAGAGAUCCAAAAGAUACAAGAGAUUAUACCCGUUGACUGCUCUGUGAGUGAUGAAAAGUAAAAAGUGGAUAAACCUGGCUUUAUCUUCAUGGACAAAGAGAAUGUCAGCAAGGGCACUUAUUCUACUGUCUGUGUUAUGAGGUUAAAGAGGAACCCAGAGGAGCUGAGCUCCUUCCUCCCAGGACUUUGAGCCAAGUACAGUUGAGACACAGUUUCAAAUCAUACUGCAGUCCCGCUAAGGAAUUUAUAAAGUAAAAUAGCUGGGCUAUGUGUUUAGAAAACAUUGCUUCAAGUAUACCAAUAUUACAUCCAAUUCUAAUCAGCUAAUCAGUCAAAGAACCAAAGAGCCAGAGAUGUGCUGAACAUGUGUAGAAGUGUUCAUAGUGCUCAAACAAUAAAACUGGUUUCUUCCACAUGAGAAGGCCAUCUCUGUGCCUUGGAGACUGCACACAGGUCAAUAACCAUUUUAAACCAAAGACAUUUGAUAUGCACUUUACUGUGGGAUACUUGUAUUGCAUACUUUUUCUUCUUUCUUUAUUUUCUUGUACUCUUACUUGGGUGGGUUUAGGUUAUUGAGAGGUUUUGCCAGAGUGCCUUUGUUUAUAAUGACUGUGAGCCAAAGUGUAAGCAGAGAUGUUGCCAUAACACUAAUGAUGCUGUGGACUCCCUCCUCACUACAGGAAUUAAAAAGAAUGUGUAAGUGUAUAUGAGUGUGUGUGUGUGUGUGUGUGUGUGUGUGUGUGUGUGUGUGUGUGUGUGUGUGUGUGUGUGUGUGUGUGUGUGUGUGUGUGUGUGUGUGUGUGUGCGUGCACACUCCUUCAUGUGGAGUGUGUACAUGUGAGUUCAUGUGUGUUUGUAGAUGCAUGUGUACAUGUUUGGGUGAGUAUCUUUGGGUCUACAUGUGUUGUUUUUACCCAGCUAUCGUUACAAAAAUGUUUGCUAAAUAAACAUCGUUACAAAAAUGUUUGCUAAAUAAACAAGCACAAUGUAAAUAGAGACAAUAAGUGUACAUAAAAUAGACAAAUCAGUCAAAAGGGAAAGUUAUCAUCAUACUUAUAUUUGAUUUUACAGAGAAUAUUUUUCUUUUUUUACAAUAUUUCCUGUUUUCUGACUAUAUGAUCAACAGAAAACUGAAAGCAGUGCCAAAGAUAUUUUACCUUACCCUGUAUGUGUGUAACAUGUAAAAUAUUGUAAAAUUUUUAUGAAUAAAAAAUUAUUUCUGUAUUGCCUA
Messenger RNA from Lampris incognitus (smalleye Pacific opah), 3085 nucleotides. It is a transcript of the gene tgfbr2b, whose product is annotated as transforming growth factor beta receptor 2b. Gene Ontology annotation, molecular function: activin binding; SMAD binding; metal ion binding. The record is from RefSeq and is a predicted model, not a curated record. Gene Ontology annotation, biological process: transforming growth factor beta receptor signaling pathway; cellular response to growth factor stimulus; protein phosphorylation. The transcript is spliced from 10 exons. NCBI's taxonomy places the organism in Eukaryota, Metazoa, Chordata, Actinopteri, Lampriformes, Lampridae. Gene Ontology annotation, cellular component: plasma membrane; signaling receptor complex. The coding region runs from base 152 to 1915 and encodes 587 amino acids.